Chara braunii is the source of this 4107-nucleotide messenger RNA. The record is from the annotation of a GenBank genome assembly. Lineage: Eukaryota; Viridiplantae; Streptophyta; Charophyceae; Charales; Characeae.
GGGAAGAGUUAACACGACUGUGUAAGAAGCGGUUCAUCGUCGACGACGCACCAGCACUCGCCAUCAACCGUCUCUUCACCAUGUCUCUGGGCAACACAGCAACACGUGACUGGCUCACGGAAUGGCAGAAGAUCGUGGCCGUGCCCGAUCUGGACUUACCAUUCACGCAUCUACGUCGUGAGUUCUACAACAGGUCAUGCGCUGCGCUGAGCCAGGCACUUGGUGAUCGCGAGCAGUAUACCACUUUCGCCGAGAUCAUUGACAAGGCGAGAGAGAUCAUCAAGACCAACAGGGCAGCUGCACAUGAGAAGUCAACGUGGCAGCCGACCUAUGUGGAGAAGGUAAAGACUGGUCCGCGACCGCAGCACUUCGCUGCAGUCCAAUCGGACAGUGGAGAAGACCCAGCACCCACUCCAGCAUCACGUGACGGAGAUUGGGUGGCUGCUGUCCAGCUGCGAAGCAAAAACAAGUCCCGAAACAAUGGGAAGGCGAAACCAGCAUCGCAGGCCGGAAAUGGACAGCCAGCACCAUGGGUCAAGUUUAGCUUGACCGAGGUGGAGUACAAGUACCGCGGCCGCUACGGCUGCUGCUACUGGUGCAACAGCACCAAGCACAAGACCUCCCUUUGCCAAUAUCAGGCCAAGAAGGAUGUGCGACCCCCUUCGCCGCCAUCUAUCGUCGGGGAUUCAACGUCAUGGUCAAGACUUGAAGAGCUCGACCCAUUGACGUUCGCGGACUUCCAAUGGAUGCCCGUUCCCUCGACCGGAGGAUUGCCGAAACCACAUUGCAACGUGCUAAUGGCACAAUUGCGGGAUUACUUGCACACUGCAGUACCGACUCCGUUGAUGGACGCCGGAGUAGAGGUUGUCGACCUUCAUGCCUACAUUGCGAAGAUCGACCGCGAGUUCAAGACGCAACGRUAYGACGACAUCGACGCACCAUUGCUAUAUGUACGCAUUCAGAUCGGACAGGCGACCUGCAACGCUUUGAUCGAUUGCGGAGCAUCUCGCAACUACAUCAGCCAGGACUUCAUGGUGCGCGUCGGCCUUGGCCCACGCGUUCGAAGGAAGCCGCAGCCCACGCAAGUCACGUUGGCGGACGGUCACACGCACAAGUCAAUCGACCGGUGCAUUGACUUUGCCCCUCAUGCAAGUGAGGCGGUAUCCUUUGACAUUCUGGACACCAAAUUUGACAUGAUCUUGGGCAUGUCAUGGCUGCGAAGCGAGGAUCACCCGGUGAACUUCUAUAACCGCACCGUUCACAUUCGUGAUCGGAACGGAAUACUAGUCCCAAACACGGUGCCUCUUCCUCAUCCUUCGAUCAGCUGCCACGUGGUAUCCGCCGCAAGCAUGCGAGCUUCCAUCAUCAAAGACGACAUCGAGGAGAUGGGGGUGUGUUUUCUCCACGCCCUCCCGCCCCAUGACGCUUCAUCGACGGACUCAUCUUCGGAUCCACGCAUCACCGAACUUCUCGACGCCUACAGCGACGUGUUCGAAGGCCCGCACGGAGUAGUACCGGAUCGGCCCAUCCGCCACGAGAUCAUCCUCGAGGACGGGUCCACGAUCAGAAACGCCGACCCUCUCCCACGCAUCGACGAUCUUCUCGAGCGACUGGGCGGCGCCAAGUUCUUCUCCAAGCUUGAUCUCAAGUCGGGAUAUCACCAACUCGAGAUUCGCAAGGAGGACUGUUACAAGACCGCGUUUAAGACGCGAUAUGGGCAUUUCGAAUGGCUGGUUAUGCCAUUUGGCCUUACGAAUGCCCCGACCACUUUCCAAGCGGCUAUGACAACGGAGUUCCGACACAUGCUGGAUCGAUACAUACUUAUCUACCUCGACGACAUCCUAGUGUACAGCCGGAGUUUGGAGGAGUAUGUGGAACACCUGCGCACCGAGUUGGAGUACUUGGGACAUUAUGUGACGCCGCAAGGCAUCCGUCCGCUUGUGGACAAGAUCGAGGCCCUACAAGUAUGGCCCGAGCCCACCAACACCACGGACGUUCGUUCAUUCAUGGGAUUGGCGGGCUACUAUCAGCGAUUCAUCACCGGAUACUCGAGGAUUGUUGCACCUAUGACGAGAUUACAGUCGCCAAAGGUGCCAUUCGUAUUGGAUGACGACGCACGCCGGUCAUUCCAAGCACUUAAGACAGCUAUGCUCAUGGCACCCAUCCUUAGCAUCUAUGACCCCACCCUGCCGACGAGAGUGACUACGGACGCUUCCGGCUAUGGCAUUGGGGCAGUCUUGGAACAGCACGACGGCGACGACUGGCACCUUGUGGAGUAUUUCAGCCACAAAGUGCCUCCCAUCAACUCACUUGAUGAUCCAAGGAAGAAGGAGCUGCUCGCAUUCGUGAUGGCUCUCAAGCGUUGGCGGCACUUCCUCCUUGGGCGUCGUAGGUUCACAUGGGUUACGGACAAUAAUCCAUUGACCUACUACAAGACGCAGGAUACGGUGAGCAGCACGAUCGGACGAUGGAUGUACUUCAUUGACCAGUUUGACUUCACACCGAAACAUCUUCCCGGCCUCUCAAAUCGCGCAGCAGAUGCACUCUCGCGAAGACUUGAUCUUUGCGCUAUGACACAUCAUGCCUUCGCAUUCGACGAGGAGCUUCAGCGACACUUCAUUCGGGCAUAUGAGUCUGAUCCGAACUCUUCCACGCUCUAUGCACAGCUAUCUUCGGAUCACCCGCCGGCCAGCAACUAUCGCAUCGCCGACGGGUACUUGCUCCUCCACUCGAGAGGCAAGGACUUAUUGUGUGUCCCACGAGACUGUCGUCUUCGGACUCGCCUUCUCGGGGAGUACCAUGACUCGCGACUCGCCGACCAUUUCGAAGUCAACCGCACGAUUGCACGGCUUCGACAACGAUUCCGAUGGCCUGACCUCAUUACCGAUGUCACUCGGUAUUGCGACUCUUGCGAAGUUUGCCGACGCAGCAAACCCCGCAACCACAAUCCCUAUGGCGAGUUACGCCCGAUGCCCAUCCCACGGGAACCCGGUCUCUCCAUUGCCAUGGACGUCACCGGUCCGUUCCCUCGCGACUGGCUCGGRCACGACGGCAUCCUCACGGUUGUGGACCGAUUAAAAGACAUAGUCAGCGACCGCGACACUCGCUUCAUGUCGGCAUUUUGGACUGCACUCAUGCAGGAGUCCGGCACGAAGAUGAAGCCAAGUUCGGCUCGGCAUCCACAGACAGAAGGGCAGACGGAGCGGACACAUCAAACCGCUCAAAUGAUGCUUCGUACGCUCAUCCGUCCGGACCAGAAAGAUUGGGUUGACCGCCUCCCCGACAUCGAGUUCGCCUACAACACUUCGGUGCACCCGGCGAUCGGCAUGACUCCAUUCGAGUUGCACCACGGUGGACGGAAACGCCGUAUCUUCGCCGACCUUCUCCUCCCUCGACCAGCCGACAUUGACGCCGCUUGCUCUCCCGCUUCCGUCCGGAAGUACAGGGAAUUGUUGACUCAAGCCCGCGCGAACAUGCAAAAGGCUCAAGUCCGCAUGCAGCAGCAAGCCAACAGGCGUCGCGUACCACGUCCCAUCCGCGCCGGUGAUCUGGUUUGGGUCUCCGCGGAAGAGUUUGCACUGGAACAGGAUGUUUCAUACAAACUGCUUCCCAAGUGGUUUGGACCAUGGUCUGUGACAUCAGCCGCGGGCGAUGAGCCUGAUGGCCCUUCAUUUGUGAUUCCCGAGCAUCUGACGGUCCAUCCAGUCUUUCACGCAUCAAAGCUGGCAACAUAUACACCAGCUAAGAGCGACGACUUCCCGGGGCGACGAUCGCAGGACCCUCCAUCUAUGGAUGGUCAUCAGGAGGUUGACCGCGUCAUCUCGGAUCGCAAGUACGGCAGCAAGCUGCGACAAUACAAAGUUACAUUCAGAGCAUGCGAUCCCGACGACACUCCGUGGAUUUCAGGAGCAGAUUUGAAAGCAUCCACACCGCUGAUCUACGCUCACUAUGAGCAUCAAAGGUUAGCCAAGGGACCUCCACGACCCGCCCCUCCCACCCGGACUGUGGUCCCUCCCUCAGACAGACAGCUUCGCCCUCGCAGGUUUUUUGCCCUGAGCUAGGCCUCGCAAUUGAGCCACUUAAAGACAAUCUCACGCUCGAACAAUU